This is a messenger RNA of Exophiala spinifera, 1734 nucleotides long. RefSeq lists its product as uncharacterized. Gene Ontology annotation, biological process: regulation of DNA-templated transcription; DNA-templated transcription. Gene Ontology annotation, cellular component: nucleus. The transcript has 6 exons. NCBI's taxonomy places the organism in Eukaryota, Fungi, Ascomycota, Eurotiomycetes, Chaetothyriales, Herpotrichiellaceae. Gene Ontology annotation, molecular function: DNA-binding transcription factor activity, RNA polymerase II-specific; zinc ion binding; transcription cis-regulatory region binding. Bases 1 to 1734 code for a protein of 577 amino acids. The record is from RefSeq and is a predicted model, not a curated record.
AUGACCUCGGUUCCCGACCUUGUUAAAGGUACACGCAUAAAAGCCUGCACUGAGUGUCGGCAACAGAAGUUGAGAUGUGAUGCUUCCAACGACUACUCUCAGCCAUGUUCCCGUUGCAGGAAGUUUAAAUUGGAAUGCAUCGUUUCAGCAAACUUUCGGAGGGUUAAGCGUCGAACCAAAACCGAGUUGCAAGCGGAACUCGAUCAACUGAAGCGACGUGUUGCCGCGAGCUCACCGAAGCCGCUUCCUGCGUCGUCGAUUCAACUGUCGGAGGCCGACUUGUUGCAGACCUCAGACAUACUUGCAGAGACUAUCAGCACUUCUCAGAGCCGAAGCCUUGGUGCGAAAGGGAAUGACAUGAGGCAACAGACAAGGACCCUUUCCCCGACGGUCACAGAGCAAGCAGAAACGCCUCUACUCACGUCGGAUCAAGCAACGUCUGCGACUCUUUCACAAAAUCUACAGGGCAUUCGUGUCGAUGCUCAUGAGAUUGACGAAUGUUUCUCGUUAUUCUUUCACAGAUUCUUACCAUACAUGCCCAUCUUUGACACACCAUUUAACCCUGAUGAUUGCUAUAGAGCUUCACCGUUCCUCUUCUGGGCGGUCGUUACUACUGGUGCCAGGAGAUCUGAAAACCCUACCUUAAUAUUGACUUUAGCUCCAAAACUUAUGGAUCUCGCUCAGCAGGCAUUAUUUGCUACUGAGAGAUAUUUGCCGACCAUACAAGCCCUAAUUCUUAUGUGCACAUGGCCGAUACCGAUUGACACCUUGCAAAAGGACAAAGUACCUAUGCUUGCCGGGUCAAUGCUGCAACUUGCCACGAACAUGGGUCUUCAUGUCUAUGGUACUGCACAAGACUUUACACGCGUUGCAUCUCGUCAUGACCGCCGACAGCGGGAUUUCCGAACGAGGCUGUGGGCUCUUUGUCUAAUAACAUGUCAGAGGGUCAAUAAUCAUUGUGGCCUUCCGCCCCUCCUAAUUCCAGAUACUUAUAGUCACGAAGGCUAUCGAGAAGAUCCUUUCAAGGAUAUUUCUGCGACCAUCCAAUUCCAGCGGAAACUCAAUCAGAUACAGACCGAAGCUACUCUCCAUAUUGAGCAGGAGGCAUUGUCCAAGAGCCCAGAAAUCCGAAAUGCCAGUCUUGGUUGUGCGGUUGAUCAAGGAUUGACACGGCUUGCUUCCUUAAGCCACGAAUGUCCAUCUCUCAGUGAUCGUUUCUGGCUACUCGGUGCGAAACUACAAGUAGAAGCAUGCCUCCUUCUUGCCCACUCUUCAGCAAUCCAGGAUAUGCACCUCAGCGACCUGUACAGCAAUGCGUGUGCAAUGGUCGAAUUUGGAGAAGAGCUUGACAAGCGAGAAGCAUUCGCAUCAUUUGCCCCGGCUUUGUUACUUUCCUCUCUUCACCUUGCAGCGCUACUCAUCCUUCGCAUCGGCAAAUCUCAUCUCUCUUCCAUGCUCGAAUUGCAGCGUGGACGAAAGUGCUUCUUCCUCGUGAUCGAACUCAACAAAAAGAUCAGUGUGAGAGCUGAUGACUUGGCGGCUCGCGGAACCAUUAUUUUGUCCCAGCUAUGGACCAGCAAGGUGCCGUUUAAGCAACCUGACGGCACAAUAGACCCUCUCUGGCUUCAGUGUAGAAGCAGAUUAGGCAUGAGCGUAUGCUUUGAUUGUUAUUGGUUAUGGCGGCAAGAGUUCGCGGGAUUGCCAAAUCCUUAUGAUGGCGUUGAAGGUAACUAG